GCAAAAUUUCUUUCAUUUCCAUUAAUCACAUUUUUUUUGUGUGUUUUUAAAUACAGAUAAAGAAAAUUACGACUGCAAGUGGAGUAGACGGUGUAUUGAGCAUGCGCACUGGAGCGAAAAGCCUGAGUAGCGCCAAAUUGCCCGGGAUGCGAAGGAAGGGAGGGAGGAGGAGCACUCCCCGGAGUCUGCCACACCAGUUUAAGUUAAUGUCAGCCUCCUGGUCGCUGGGAGAAGAAGCUCCGCGCUGACAGCGAAGGUACAUGCUCGGCACCACCUGCUGGAAGCCGCUGUCCCGACUCAACAAUGACUCGGCGGCCGAGAAACAGUGUUUACAGCAGCGAGGAGGAUGAGGAGGAGACAGAUUUGUAUGAACACGACUAUGACGGGUCACUGGCCAAGACAGGGAAGCGUCACCUUGGCAAAACUCGCUGGACGCGAGAGGAGGAUGACAAGCUGAAGAAACUUGUUGAACUUCAUGGAUCUGAAGACUGGAAAGUCAUUGCAAGCCUACUAACUAAUCGAACGGACGUGCAGUGCCAGCACAGGUGGCAGAAGGUUCUCAACCCAGAACUCAUAAAAGGACCUUGGACCAAAGAGGAGGACCAGAGGGUGAUCGAGCUGGUCCAGAAGUACGGAGCCAAGCGCUGGUCGGUGAUUGCUAAGCACCUGAAGGGACGGAUCGGGAAGCAGUGCCGCGAACGCUGGCACAACCACCUGAAUCCCGAGGUGAAGAAGACCUCGUGGACCGAGGAGGAGGACAGAAUCAUCUACCAGGCACACGAGAAGCUGGGAAACCGCUGGGCGGAAAUUGCCAAGCUCCUUCCUGGCAGGACCGACAACGCCAUUAAGAACCACUGGAACUCCACCAUGAGGCGAAAGGUGGAACAGGAGGGCUACCUCCAGAGCACACCCAAGACCGGCAGCUCCUCGCUGCCCAUCGGCCACGGCUACAUCAAGUCCAGCAAUCACAUCAUGAGCUUCCCGCAACACUCGCCCAGUCACGCGCAGCUGCCUCCCGUGUCGCCACUAAACUACGCCUACAUGUCCGACACUCACAGGGUGCCCUUCCCGAUGGCCCUGCAUUUGAACAUCCUGAACCUCGCCCACCAUGGACCCGCUGCCAUUCAGAGACACUAUAGUGAGGAGGACCCUGAGAAGGAGCAGAGGGUAAAAGAGAUCGAGCUGCUGCUCAUGUCGACAGAAAACGAGCUGAAAGGCCAGCCGUCACUACCAAUAAACCUGUCCUUCCCGAGCUGGGCCAGCCAGAGCUCUGUGAUCAGCAGCCCGGACGGCGGGGCGAUGUCUUUACCUCAUUACCAGGCAACCGCCACGGCCCUGCCUCUGGACCAGAGCUGCCUGCCGGAGGAGAGCGCCUCGGCAGCUCGUUCCCGCUCCAACAGCAGCAGCCACCACAGCAGUCCCACAUUCUCAAAUACUAUUCCAGACUUCAUGGAAUCUGUCAUUGAUUCAAGCCCAUCCUUAGCAGGCGAGGCCUUUAGCUUCUUGGGUAAGAGCGUUGUGAAAACAGGCAAAGUGUCUUCCAAUCAGAACUCCAGAGCUGCUUUCAUCUGCUCCACGCCCAAGUCUUCAGCAGUCAGUGUCCUACCAUUUCCACCUUCACAGUUUCUUAACCAGUCGAUGAGCCCAGAACACUCUGAUGACAGUUUAGGAACGAGCAUGCACGUGGACGUCAAGCCUCACAUCGACCACUCCAUCCGGCCUCAAAAGGAGAAUGAAAUAUUCCGAACACCGAACAGUCGUAGAUCGAUUCUCGAGACGAGUCCUCGUACGCCCACACCUUUCAGAUCAACCCUUGCCCUCCAGGACACCAAGUACGGACCCCUUAAACUACUGAAUACAACGUUGGAGCAGCCGAUGGUUGAGUCUAUCAAGCAGGAGCCAAUGGAGUGUGCCAUUGAACAGCCUCCUCAUAAGAAGAUCAAACAGGAGGUGGAGUCUCCAUGUGAAAGGAGCCCAUGCAUGCAGUGGGAAGGCCAGGAGCUCAACACACAACUCUUCUCCCCCAACACAUCUGCACAGGAAGUACCUGACCUGCUUACAAGCUCAGUACUGAGUGACGAUGGACACAAAACCUUCCACAUCCCUCACCGAGGCAUGGACAGCCCACUACAGCAACAGCUCAGUUCCUGGGAGCAGACUUGUGGGAAACCAGAGGAGCACAUUUUGGCCUCGGAGCAGAGCCACAAGUUCAUCAACACUUACCCUACGAGGACACUGGUGAUGUAGACGGAGACGGACGCUGAUCUGGAAGCGUCAACACUCCCUGCGCUGGACACAGCGUCGCAGGUUUUAUAUUUGUUGUGGUACAACAGUUGGGAGAGGCUUCAUGCCGCCGGUGUUUUUACACUCAAACUUGUUGGAAUUCAACCAACGGAAGACUACAUCUGUACACAAACGUUGGAUUUGGGUUUUCCUUUGUCUCUUGGUCUAAACUGCUCAUUAUCAUCAUUGUAUUAUAGAAAUGGGGGAAAUGGUGACUGUGUUUGCAUUGGGCUGUAUUAUUAGUUACAAAUUUUGAUAUUAAUAUAAAGAACAAGUUAAUUUAUUGGUUUGAUUUCCUUUUUUUUUUUCCUCUUUUUGAUGUUUUACAAUCGACCAAUUGAGCAGUGUUGUAAUUUUAAGUAUUUAAGCCCUGUUAGCAUUAUCAUGUAACCCGAAAGCGUGAGGAUUUCAAAACUGACCUCUGAAUUAUUGUUUUGUUUUAUUUUUACUCUUAUGGAGCUCUUUCACUUUUCGUUUUUGUCAUUGGUUUUCAAAGUCGAUCCUGGGUCUACUGGAUAUUUCAACCUUAUGGUCUGACACAUCACGUAAACACUCAACCAGAGCAGAGACGUCUGUUCUUAUCAUUAAUGAUGAUGUUAGUAUUACCUGUUUACCACAUUUCACCGGUUUCUCAUCCAAUUUGAGUUUUCAUUUCAAUUCGCAGCGGCCUUCACAUCAACCCUGAAUUGGGAGACAAUCAUGAACAAAUGAUUAAAUAUAAUGUUAUAUAUAAGUAUAUGGAGGGAGAGGGGAAGAGAUUACACUAUGUACAUUUCAUAAUCUGAAAUGAGCUUGACCCAGUAAGAGUAAGAACAAGCAGCACUUGACUUUUUUAUUCUUAGAAAACAACAAAGGUAAACACUUUUUUUUAUACUACAAACACAAGCCCAGUUGCAAGUUUUGUAUGAUUUUUUAUUCUUUUUGUAAAGCAGACUUCAGCAUUUCAUUUUUUUUAAAUUCACAGAAUCUGCAGUAGCCUAUCUCGAACACUUAGCCAACAAUCUUUUUGUACUUGUUUUGAUACUAGCCUUGCAGGAGCUACUGUUUUUAUAAAAGCAUUUAUACAUGCCAAGUUUUUAUACUUUUCUAUACUGUCAAGCAAAUAAAGUGUGCUGUUUUUAUUACGA
Messenger RNA from Nothobranchius furzeri (turquoise killifish), 3410 nucleotides. RefSeq names its product v-myb avian myeloblastosis viral oncogene homolog (gene myb). Gene Ontology annotation, cellular component: nucleus. Gene Ontology annotation, biological process: regulation of DNA-templated transcription. The record is from RefSeq and is a predicted model, not a curated record. NCBI's taxonomy places the organism in Eukaryota, Metazoa, Chordata, Actinopteri, Cyprinodontiformes, Nothobranchiidae. Gene Ontology annotation, molecular function: DNA-binding transcription factor activity, RNA polymerase II-specific; RNA polymerase II cis-regulatory region sequence-specific DNA binding.